Megalops cyprinoides (Indo-Pacific tarpon) is the source of this 2003-nucleotide messenger RNA. It is a transcript of the gene psmd12, whose product is annotated as proteasome 26S subunit, non-ATPase 12. NCBI's taxonomy places the organism in Eukaryota, Metazoa, Chordata, Actinopteri, Elopiformes, Megalopidae. The record is from RefSeq and is a predicted model, not a curated record. Gene Ontology annotation, cellular component: cytoplasm; nuclear proteasome complex; proteasome regulatory particle, lid subcomplex. The transcript is spliced from 11 exons. The coding region runs from base 97 to 1467 and encodes 456 amino acids.
AGGCGCGUCUUGCGAGAGAAUUGCUGGUCCAGUACAAAGUGUAACGGCUUGGUAAUAGUUAGCUAGCUAGGUGAGCGAUAUCUUAGAAGCAGCGAAAUGGCUGAAGAAAGAUCGGAGAGAUCCGACGGGAGGAUUGUGAAAAUGGAGAUUGACUACAGUUCAACCGUGGAGCAGCGUCUCCCGGAAUGCGAGAAAAUGGCUAAAGAAGGACGACUGCAGGAGGCCAUAGAAAGCUUGUUGUCCUUGGAAAAGCAAACAAGAACAGCCUCUGAUAUGGUGUCAACCUCCAGGAUUCUGGUUGCAAUUGUGCAGAUGUGCUAUGAGGCUAAAGACUGGGAUGCCCUGAAUGAAAACAUCAUGCUGUUGUCAAAAAGGAGGAGUCAGCUGAAACAGGCGGUUGCCAAGAUGGUGCAGGAAUGCUACAAGUAUGUUGAUGAUGUGAAGGACCUGACCAUCAAGCUGAGACUUAUCGACACUCUGCGCACUGUAACUGCAGGCAAGAUCUAUGUGGAAAUUGAGCGGGCCCGGCUCACCAAAACUCUGGCAAAUAUAAAGGAGCAGAAUGGAGAGGUGAAAGAAGCAGCUUCAAUCUUACAAGAACUGCAGGUUGAAACAUAUGGCUCUAUGGAGAAGAAGGAGAAGGUGGAGUUCAUCCUGGAGCAGAUGAGGCUGUGCAUUGCCGUUAAAGACUACAUCCGCACUCAGAUCAUCAGCAAGAAAAUCAACACCAAAUUCUUCCAGGAAGAGGGCACAGAGGAGUUGAAGCUCAAGUAUUACAAUUUGAUGAUCCAGGUGGAUCAACAUGAAGGAUCGUAUCUCUCAAUAUGCAAACACUAUCGAGCGAUCUAUGACACUCCCUGCAUCCUGGAGGACAGUGGGAAAUGGCAGCAGGCUUUGAAGAGUGUUGUUCUUUAUGUAAUUUUGGCUCCCUAUGACAAUGAGCAGUCUGACCUGGUGCACAGAAUCAAUGCUGAUAAGAAAUUGGAAGAAAUUCCCAAAUAUAAGGAUCUUCUGAAGCAGUUCACCACCAUGGAGUUGAUGCGCUGGGCAUCUCUGGUGGAGGAUUAUGGGAAGGAGCUGAGGGAAGGCUCCCCAGACAGCCCGGCAACUGACGUCUUUUCCUGCACCGAGGAGGGAGAGAAGAGAUGGAAAGAUCUCAAAAAUAGAGUUGUGGAACACAACAUAAGAAUAAUGGCCAAGUAUUAUACAAGGAUCACAAUGAAGAGAAUGGCUGGACUUCUUGAUCUGUCUGUUGAUGAGUCUGAGGAGUUUCUCUCCAACCUGGUGGUCAACAAGACCAUUUACGCCAAGGUGGACCGGUUAGCCGGCAUCAUCAACUUCCAGAGACCAAAGGACCCCAAUGAUCUCUUGAAUGACUGGUCCCACAAACUGAACUCGCUCAUGUCACUGGUGAACAAAACCACUCACCUGAUUGCCAAAGAGGAAAUGAUACACAAUCUUCAGUAAUGAGCGUGGGGAGAGCAUAUGGCUUCAUUGAAAUGUUGCUGGAUUUCAUAGGCCAAGCCUAAAGGAAAUGUAAAUCCACGCUGAACCAUCCAGUUUCAUGGAAGAUGAUUGCAACCAUACAGAGCUCUCCUGAGCGGUUAAGAUCAGAGCAUUUUUAUUUCAUUGUCAACAAAUGAUAUUUUGGAAAAGAUGGUAGUACAAUUAUAGAAUUUUCCUAUACAGUUAUACUGUCUCUUUCUCUAACAGUUCUACACAGUGUGGCAAAGCUUAUGUUGCAAUCACAGUGUUGAACUGACUGCUCUAAUAUUUAGAAUGAUCCCUUGAAUAUUUGGCAACUUGUGCUAGUGGCCUAGUGGUUAUUGGUUACAGAUGGACUUGUAGGUUUUCUGUUGUGUUCUGACAGUGUUUUACAUAUAACUGUUAUAAGGGAUUAUGCUAUACAUAACGUGGGCAAGAUGUGCUGUAUUAAAACAUUGCUAUAAGCUUUUGUUGAUUUUUUUUGUGUUGCAACAUAAACAUUAAAUCUUUUUUCUCCA